Hydra vulgaris (swiftwater hydra) is the source of this 1227-nucleotide messenger RNA. NCBI's taxonomy places the organism in Eukaryota, Metazoa, Cnidaria, Hydrozoa, Anthoathecata, Hydridae. The record is from RefSeq and is a predicted model, not a curated record.
AUGUACUUUAUGAAUAACGGGGAAAAAUUUAGCCCGAUAAAUGGAAAACACGAUAUAGCCGAAAUAAAUAAUCUUACAACAGCUAACGGAUUUAAAACUAACGGCAAUAUCAUUGUUUCUAGUAAAAUGGACUCGAUUGUUGACGAUAAAACCAUUAAAAACACAAACACCGUAAAAAUAACCGAAACUAUGAACAAUGACACAAGGAGCGAUAGUUCCAAUGAUUCAAAUAGUUCCAAUAGUUCCAAUGAUUCAAAUAGUUCCAAUAGUUCCAAUGAUUCAAAUAGUUCCAAUAGUUCCAAUGAUUCAAAUAGUUCCAACAGUUCCAAUGAUUCAAAUAGUUCCAACAGUUCCAAUGACUCAAAUAGUUCCAACAGUUCCAAUGAUUCAAAUAGUUUUAAUAGUCUACUUGGUUUGUCUAACAACCCGGAAUUAUCUAAUAACAUAUCUGAUAAAAUCGCACAAAGUUCCGCAUUAAUACCAUCAUCUAUGCCCGCAACGAGUUCACAGUAUAUUGGAGAUAAAUACCAGUACUAUAAUGAUAACACACAUGCGACCAAUACUAAUAACAAUUCGCCAAAAAAUAAGAUCAGUGAGUACUGUCGAUUAAACCACGGUUCUUUUAUAGGCACGGGACCACAUAAUGUUAUGUCAAAUAAUUCGGAAAAUCCCGGUAUCGCAAAACCACAAUUAAAUACACAACCUGUUAAAAUCAACACAUGUGACUUGUUGCCAAAACCGAGUAAAAUUAUUCGUCCAGAUGGUGUUGUUGACAAUAUUGUUGACAAUAACAAUGCUUUUAAUGAUGAUGCAGAACCCUACACAAAAACAUCGCCAUCAGGUAAACCAAUGAAAUGGUAUGAACAGGCAUUUAAUCCAAGAAGUUACGCUGGUGCGGAAAACUUAGACCAGAUAGCAGUCAGUGGUAAUCGCACAAGAAAUGACAUUCUUGUAAAUGAAAUGAUAUAUUCUGAUUUUAACAGACUUCCUCCAAGUUUUAAUGACAAAGACUUUGAAUAUGGAUAUUCAUUUUUGCCGCCAAAAGACUGGUAUCCUUUACCACCUUACCCACCAGUUUGCGUAAGUUCUUCUAAUCAUCCUGUUCAACCCGUUUAUCUUGACACGAUGACAAUGGAUUUAAAAGAUUGGCAUGAAACUCAAAAAAUAACACCACCUGACUCAAUUAAUACGGCAUUUAUUACAAACGAACUGAAUUCAAAAGUCUAA